Molecule: messenger RNA, 1284 nt
Organism: Parnassius mnemosyne (clouded apollo)
Lineage: Eukaryota; Metazoa; Arthropoda; Insecta; Lepidoptera; Papilionidae
Source: the annotation of a GenBank genome assembly
AUGGAAGAGUCAUUGGACGGACGCGAGACCGGAGCGGGCGCUGCGGGUUUCGAUUCCGCGGCAAUUUUAAACGACGAUGUAUCUCCAACCACCAGCUUCUGUUACAACAUUCCAAAUCUUUUUAACGGACUAGGUCCUGGAUCCGUUCUAUGUGAACGCCCUGAGACUGAACCCGGUGAUGCAUAUGCAACCAACACUGAACAUACAGAAGACGCUAUCGAAACCCAUCAGUAUGAGGACGACGAAGAGUAUUCGCCUAAUUCAAAUUCAAAAAGUGAUGUUCCGAAACGAAAACAAAGAAGAUACCGGACAACGUUUUCUAACAUUCAACUGGAGCAGUUAGAGGCUGCAUUUCACAAAACUCAUUACCCUGAUGUGUUCUUCAGGGAAGAGCUUGCGAUGAGAAUAGACCUAACCGAAGCUAGGGUUCAGGUCUGGUUUCAAAAUCGUCGGGCGAAGUGGCGAAAGCAGCAGAAGGCGGGUUGCGAGCCAUAUCCAGGGCGAGGUGGAAGAUCGCCAGAUCCCAGAUCCCCAUCGUCUUUAGCGCUUGAAAUGAGAGACUUCAUUACGAUACCAGUAUCUUCUUCACAAGUAAUUAACUUAGCAGAGUCAUCAAGUUUAAGCAAUUACGGGUCUAAAACUAAACAACCAGCACCUGCAAUCCAUAUAUCAGCAUUACCAACAAGACAGAACUCACAAAUGGAUCUUCCGUCGUUCUCAAUACCCCUUCAGUAUAAUCUUGGAAGUUUUAAAAAGAUAGGCGAAGAUGCCCAUUUAGAUCUUGAAGCGUCAACAUCUGAAAAUGUUCAGGUGCCAAGUCACUGGGAUUCUCGGAUGAUUUCUAAUUAUAAUCUGAUGAACAUUAAACCUCUUCUUGAGAAUCGUGAAGGCAUCGAUAUGUCGGAGUUAAAAUAUGAAGUGAAAAAUGAAAAUGUAAAUAGAAUAAAUUUUAAUGAAAUUCCUGACACACCGAUUCCAAACACUAGCAUAGAAGCAGAAGACAUACUCGGUAAAGAAUCAGUAAGUGAAGGACAAACUAUAUCACCAGAUUUUGAAAUAGAACGAUAUCAAAAUUACAACAACGAAAAUGACAAAAGAUUUAGAGAAUCAACAUUUGACGAAUCUAUCAUUGAAGAUGGAAGAAACGACUUCGUUUGUGAUGGCGAUUUUUUGUGUAAAAAUAAUUUUGAUAAAGUCGAUGAAAAACGCAAUGAGUUUGAAGAUUGUCAUCUUUUAGAUACCGAUAAUAACGUGGGUAUGAAUAAUUUCGAAAACAAUUUAUAA